Aplosporella prunicola CBS 121167 is the source of this 384-nucleotide messenger RNA. RefSeq lists its product as uncharacterized. The annotation marks the transcript as partial. The record is from RefSeq and is a predicted model, not a curated record. Lineage: Eukaryota; Fungi; Ascomycota; Dothideomycetes; Botryosphaeriales; Aplosporellaceae. The transcript has 2 exons.
GUUAUCUUCUCAAGCUGGAGACCAACUCUUGACAUAGUUCAUUACGCACUUGACUCAGCGCGCGUUGGCUGUGUUCUAGUCGACGGAUGCGUUUCCCCACCAAACUACAAGCUGGCUCUGGAGAAGCUGCGAUAUGAUCCACAAGCCUGCGUAUACUUGAUUACCAUUUCUUGUGGUGCCGUUGGCUUGGGCCUCACAACAGCCUCUCGAGCCUACCUUCUCGAGCCCCAAUGGAAUCCGACAACCCAAGAGCAAGCAUUGGCCCGAGUUCAUCGCAUGGGCCAGACACGCACCGUGAGAACGGUCCGCUUUGUCGUGGGUGGUUCGUUCGAAGAUGUAUGUAAGGCCCGAGCGCACACCGCUGCUGGAGCUCACAGCAAAUGA